This is a messenger RNA of Cyclopterus lumpus (lumpfish), 2514 nucleotides long. It is a transcript of the gene sox11a, whose product is annotated as SRY-box transcription factor 11a. Gene Ontology annotation, molecular function: RNA polymerase II cis-regulatory region sequence-specific DNA binding; DNA-binding transcription activator activity, RNA polymerase II-specific. NCBI's taxonomy places the organism in Eukaryota, Metazoa, Chordata, Actinopteri, Perciformes, Cyclopteridae. The transcript has a single exon. Gene Ontology annotation, biological process: negative regulation of transcription by RNA polymerase II; positive regulation of transcription by RNA polymerase II; neuron differentiation. Bases 231 to 1331 code for a protein of 366 amino acids. The record is from RefSeq and is a predicted model, not a curated record.
AGUGGAAGAGACCUGAUUGGAUGGCUGCCUGUGACGCAGGGGACGUGAAAAAGCUGAUAACUAGUUAAGAAGGCAGUUUGUAACUCAGGAAAAAGAGUGCAGAGCUUGAGACUAUACAUCACGCAGUGGACGUGGACGAACCGGCGCAAACACACAGAGCUCAGCCUUCUUGGGGGCAGAGUGCGGAGGGCUGAUCGACACUGCAGCGCCCGGACGUGAAACGGAGCACAAUGGUGCAGCACACAGACAACAGCGAGACGGACGGGAGCAUGUCCAGAGAGGCUACCGACUCGGAGGAGAGUGAAUUUAUGGCAUGCAGCCCCGUGCCGAUAAACCCGGACUGGUGCAAGACAGCCACCGGUCACAUCAAGAGACCAAUGAAUGCAUUUAUGGUGUGGUCCAAAAUCGAGAGGAGAAAGAUCAUGGAACAGUCGCCGGACAUGCACAACGCGGAGAUUUCCAAGCGCUUGGGGAAGAGGUGGAAGAUGCUCAAGGACAGCGAAAAGAUCCCGUUUAUCCGAGAAGCCGAGAGGCUGCGGCUAAAACACAUGGCUGACUACCCCGACUACAAGUACAGACCCAAGAAAAAACCAAAGCUCGACAGUUCAAAAUCAUCAGCACCGUCUCCGGAGAAGUGCGGUAAAAUUGCAAAGACUCCCAGCAAGAAGUGUUCAAAGAUAAAGACUAAGAGCGGCUCCAAGUCCUCUCACGGCUACGGGGAGGACUGCGUGUUUCCCAGCUUAAAAGUUACAAAGACUGUGAAAAUUGAGCUCACCGAUGAGGACGAUGACGACGAGUACGAAGAGGACUACCGGAUGGGGAUUAAGGCGAGGGACGAGGAGCGCCUUAGGCCCUACAAUGUAGCCAAAGUUCCUGCGAGCCCAACUUUGAGCUCCUCGCCCGAGUCCGAGGGGACGAGCAUGUACGAAGAAGUGCGGAACAACAACAGACUGUUUUACAAUAUCAAAAACAUUACCAAGCAGAGCACAUUGCACGCUGCUUCUGUCUCACCAGCAUCCUCCAGGUCGGUCUCCACAUCCUCCUCCUCCUCCUCCUCCUCCUCCAGCAGCUCCUCUUCCGGCGAGGAGGCGGACGAUUUGCUGUUUGACUUUAGUUUGAAUUUCGCCCCCAGCGCCCCAGGCUCGGAGCUGGGCAACCCCAAUUCAGGAAACCUCUCCCUGUCUCUUGUGGAUAAGGACCUGGACUCUUUCAGUGAGGGCAGCCUGGGCUCUCACUUUGAAUUCCCAGACUAUUGCACGCCAGAACUCAGUGAGAUGAUUGCCGGGGACUGGCUGGAAGCGAACUUUUCCGACCUGGUCUUCACAUACUGAAUUGAAAAAAAAAAAAAAAAAGUUCCUCUAGUAAUAACAGAGAAGGAAGAAAGUAAAUUAUAUAUGUGUCCUGGUCAAGUUGUCCCUAGCCCUGCCUCCUGUGGGUUUUCUGAAGGGUCCUGGAGGGAGGUGGAGGACCAGGAGGCGAGGUGAGGUUUGAGGAAUGAGAUGCUUAUGAAGCUGGUAGCAAAAAAGAAAAGAAAAAAAGAGCAAAGUCUGCAGACGGUUUUUUUCUGGCAGCAUGACAGGGUUUUAUGGAUUUUUUCCCCCGUGGGUCUGCAUUUACUGUUCAGCUUAAACGGACCAGAAAGGGAAAAAAACGUGAACUUCUAUGCAUCUUAUCCUCUUUAAAACUAAAUAACUGCAGGGAGCUAAAAAAAAAACGGACUGGACAGACUCAAAGCAAAUCUGUGAACUGACAAUUGUUCAGGAUGUUACUUUACAACGGUUUAUGUCAUUUCUAAAUGCCGCAAAAAUGUUUGUUUGUUUUUUUGUAACUGAUUCAGUUUACCUCCUGGUUUGGUAAAUUUAGCAGCCUAAACCUCUGCAGAAUACAGGUGUGGAGGAAACAUUUUGAUACAUAACAGACCUCAUCUUUUUAAAAGAAAAGUAAGAUAUUUUCAGGCAUAUUUUUGUACAGUUAAAAGGGAAUGUUCUUACUGGGCUUUCAGUGAGUUUCAGGCACUUCUUCCCUUUAUCAUUUGUUUUUAGCAUGCAAGGGAGUCCUGGUUUUAAGGAUUAAGUUAAAUUAAAACUUGCAUCAAAAAUGCCUUGUGAUUUCAAACUAGGUUUUGUACAGUUGUAGAGCAGAUUUGUUGAGUAUUUGUAGACGAUACAAUGGCAUCAUGGGGAACACAUACCUCAGAGCUGGAACUAGUUUCAAGAUUGUAUAUGUACUGUAAUAUAGUAAAGUUAGGAGUUUAUGUAUAUCAUACUCGUGAUAUGUGGAUGGGUCCCAAUCGCAGGUGUGAAACUGGAUUUUGGUAUUUUUUAUGGCACAUACUGUUUUUUUUUCCCCUUCUCAUUUUUUGUGCAAUAUAUACUCUUAAGAUACAGACCAUCAACAAUUGUAGCAAGUGAUGGAAAAACAGACUUGUGCACUGUCAACAUCAUUUCAUGUUAUGAUGCUGAAGCCUGUCCAGGCAGAAAAAUAAACAAAUCAGCUGGAACUGAUACAAAACUA